GUCAAGAUGCGCAAGCGCGCGCGCACGGGCAUACGGCUAUGUGGCGUAUAACAGUGUCGGGAGAGGGAGCGAGUGAACAAACGAGCGUCGGAAGAGGAGAGAGAGAGCAAGAGGAAGUCUGGGUUAAAUCAGAUUCUUUUUUUUCUCCUUAACGCGUAUGUACAUACAUACGUGUAUACUUUCCGCAGUGCGUGAUGUUUCGGUGAGUCCAAGUGUGUCAUCUCCUACGAGGGCGAGAGUAAAUGGAGAGCUGUCAGAUGCGGCGUGACGACGCAGUCAUCGCGGCCGAAAGAUGGACAGAUUGCGACUACUGCCCGUGGAUUUACCUGCAAUCACUGUCAGUAGUACUGGAAACGUUAAAGGCAAGGCAUCUUUCGUUCGACGAUUGGCAAUAGGAUUUAUAAUUUUGGCUAUACUAGGCCUUUUGUAUGUACCAGCAUACCACUCCGCUCAGAGUCCAUUUUUAGGCUUAGGUGAGACUCCAUCUCCCGCAGAACCUCUUGGCAGUUCACAUUCGAUAGCGUCCGUGGCACAACUACAUGGAUGGUCAUACAAUACUUCAAGAGAUCUCUGUGUUUACAUUCACCCGGAAAAUACCACAUCAAUUAUUAGUCCUACUAUCUGCUUACCACCGCCAUAUCUGCUAAUAAUCAUAUGCUCGGCAGUAGCAAAUCACGAGGCUCGCGUUGCUAUCAGGAAUACCUGGGCCAACAAAUAUAACUUGGAUCAUUCGUAUAAUUCCGCGGUGAAAAUAGCAUUUCUACUAGGACAGACUGACAACGAUACACUCAAUAAUUUGAUUGUCGAAGAAAGUUCUCAAUAUAAUGAUAUUGUACAAGAACGUUUCUUCGACACGUACAACAAUUUGACAUUGAAAUCAGUCAUGAUGCUGAAGUGGGUAACAUCGAAUUGCGAUCAAGCUAAGUACCUAAUGAAGACGGACGACGAUAUGUUUGUGAAUAUUCCCUUGCUCCUGCAAACGUUGCGCAAAUUACCGCAAACUACCGAGACUCUGCUGGGUUCUCUUAUUUGUAACGCUAGACCAAUAUUAGAUCCUAAGAACAAGUGGUAUACACCAAAGUACAUGUACCCGGAGAAAACAUAUCCGAAUUACUUGUCAGGCACGGGGUAUGUUAUGAGCACGAGUGUAGCAUCUAAGUUAUAUCAGGCGGCGUUAGUGACACCUUUGCUGCAUUUAGAAGACGUUUACAUCACGGGUCUGUGCGCGAAGCGUGCUAAGAUCCGACCCGUCAAUCAUCCGGGAUUCAGUUACAUACCUCGUAAAAUAGAUCCCUGCGUACUCAAGAACGCCAUCACCACGCACAAAGUUAACGCGUCCAAUAUGUACGUGAUUUGGGUGAAGCUGAACGACACGAGCGUAACCUGCAGCAAUCACACUCGUACUGAUAGAAAGCCGGCUACCUUGAGUCGAAGCGGCAGGCAUGCCGGCUACUACGUUUUUAAGAGGAAAACUAUAACCCGGUGCGUUUAGAUGUUUCUGAUAAUAUUGAUUUCGUGCAUUAUAAUACGAUCGUUUGUGUGAUGCGAAUAUGUGACGCAGAAGUGAUAAAGUUGAUUUUGUAAUUUCGAAACACCGUACGUAGUGUCAGGAAACACGGUACGGUAGCUACAGCUCUUCUUUAUCUGUGAUGUUGUUUUGAGAGUAAUUGCAAUUAUUCAAGCGAAUUUUUUUAAGCCACGCGUCUCGUACACGCCAUUCGCUUUUUGUUUUGUCGAGUCUCUGUUACGAGCAAGUUGAAACGUUGAAUGUCAGAAAAGAUCUGAGAUCAGUGAAUCUCCCAUUCAAACACCAGGCUGUGUCAACUUUUCACUGUUAGUUUACGAUUGAUAGCGAGCCUUUAAGUUUCGCAUAAGAUUACGGCUGACUUAUACUGGCAGUCUGACUGAUCGUCGGUUAGCGAUCCAUCAUCUCCCUCCAGAUCAUGGUUUUGCGUGUAGUGUAGACGAAUACAGCGAAAAGAAUUUAAUUGAUUAGAAUUACAAGGUUAAUCGACAUUGGUGUAAGCCGGCCCUAUGCAUUUUUCGGAAGAGGAGUGAUCGUUCAGACGUUCAUCUGUCCAGAUCGAACAAACGUUCGGAUUUGCCCGAAGGUGUUUUAUAUAUUUUUCUAUUUAGACCAAAGUAGUAUUUAAGGAUAUACGCUGUCAAUUAGAUAUUUUACAUAAUUUGACUUCUUCGCCUCUUUGUGUAAGGCACGACGAUUUAAUAAGGAAAGAGCCUGUGGCACAUGAUCUUCAAAGGACAAACGUUAUUGUGUUAUUACGAAUGAUUUAGUUAAGCGUCAGGCUUAUGGAUUGACUUUUCCUAAUCACACGUUUGCAUGGUGUAUCGCGUAUUGCACGCAUAGAAAAUACUCCAGGCGACAAUUCUGUUCCGAAAUGGCUCAUCGUGUGCGACGUACAAAAAUUGAGAAUUGAACAGCUGCUUUCCGAAGGCUACGGGAGAGAGGGGAAGGGUGGGAGACGACAUUCCCAUCUUAUACACAGAUAAUCUCCAUAUAAUACUGUUGCUUCCAGGUACUUAUAUAAAAUUGUUUAAGAAUGUAACAGCGCUGAUCUCCACCCCUCUCCCCUAGGAUAUUAUUAAUCUACACGUUUCAAAAUCUCUCGUAUAGCCUUGUUUCCUGAGUAUGUACAAUGUAUAAGCUAUAACCACGAGAAAAUCGCUUCCUCGAUGUGGUAACGUAAGAUGUAGAUAUCUUUUUUUCUAUUUAAACAACAAAUUGCAAUGCUAAUGAUUCAAUUUAAAGAGAUCUGACAUUGAUAUCGAGUAAAAUUAAUUUGUUCAUUAUAUCUCGAAUAUUUGUGCAUAGAGAUCAUACGUUAUUAAUAUGUAUAUUAUUGUUUCGUAA
Molecule: messenger RNA, 2872 nt
Organism: Dinoponera quadriceps
Lineage: Eukaryota; Metazoa; Arthropoda; Insecta; Hymenoptera; Formicidae
Product: beta-1,3-galactosyltransferase 1-like
Exons: 5
Coding region: 293-1492 (399 amino acids)
Cellular component (GO): membrane
Molecular function (GO): hexosyltransferase activity
Source: RefSeq, a predicted model, not a curated record